Molecule: messenger RNA, 1704 nt
Organism: Hibiscus syriacus
Lineage: Eukaryota; Viridiplantae; Streptophyta; Magnoliopsida; Malvales; Malvaceae
Exons: 3
Coding region: 1-1704 (567 amino acids)
Source: RefSeq, a predicted model, not a curated record
AUGAUUGAUUUUCAAGAAGUUUCUCAUGAACUCCAUCUUCAAGACCAUCCUUACUUUGGUCCAACUUUCUCUUGGAGCAAUAAGCAAAUUGAAAACUUCCUUUCUAUGAAACUUGAUCGUGUGCUCAUAAACCCUUUAUGGUUUGAAUUUUUUAACCAUUCAUUUGCUGAAUUCCUAGCUUCUGGAUCUUCUGACCAUUGCUUGGCUUUGGUGAAUCUGAAUAAAGAGAUAUAUCUUAACAAACCUAAGCCUUUUAAAAUUUUCAAUUGUUGGACUCUUCAUCAUAACUUCUUGAAUAUUGUCAGUCAAUCUUGGUACCCUCCUUGUCAAGGAAACCCUAUGAAGAAGCUCUUCCUUAAGCUUAAAAGACUUAAAUCCAAUCUUAAGCAACUCAACAAGGAAUCUUUCAGUGAUAUUUCUGCUAGGGUUAGGGAAAAACAUGAAGAGAUUGAAAAGCAUCAACUACUUUCUUUAAGAGGUUUAGAGCCCAUUGAAAAAGAACUCAGGUUGCAAGGGGAUUUAAAUGCUUUAGAAGAAGCUGAGGCGAUGUUCUUAAAGCAAAAAGCUAAAACUCAUUGGCUCAAAGAGGGGGACAAAAACUCUAAGUUCUUAUAUUCUGUUAUUGCUACAAAGAAUAAAAAAGACACCAUUAGAGCUAUUAUUGAUGAUCAAGGAAGGAGAUUAGACACAUUCGAAGACAUGUCCGCUGAGUUUAUUAAUUUUUUCAAAAACCUCAUUGGCUCAACCGAUUCGAAUGUCACUAAUUAUUCUGUUAGCUUACUCAAAGACCUGCUUAAUCAUAUUCCUAAAAGUGAUAACUAUCAAGGAAUUACUAAUGAAGUCACUUCCCAAGAUAUUUAUGAAGCUAUUUAUAGCCAAAGUAACGAUAAGGCCAUAGGUCCCGAUGGUUACACGUCUCUUUUCUUCAAGAAAGCUUGGCCUGUGAUUGGUGAAGAAGUGAUUGAAGCCAUUAAGUUCUUCUUCAAAGAGUCUUUUAUUUAUCCUGCUUUCAAUGCAACUUCCAUUGCCUUAGUUCCCAAAAUUCCUAACCCUAGCAAAAUUAUCUCCCCUAAUCAAUCUGUCUUUGUUAAAGGGAGAAGUAUUGUUGAUAAUAAUCUCCUUGCUCAAGAUAUUGUGAAAGGGUAUGGGAGGAAAAACAUCUCUCCUAGGUGUGUAAUCAAGAUAGAUCUUCAAAAAGCCUUUGAUUCAGUUCACUGGGGUAUUAUUCCUAUUAUCCUUAAGGCUCUUGAUCUCCCUACUUCUCUUAUAGACUGGAUUGUUUCUUGCUACUCUAAUGCUUCUUAUUCCAUUGCUUUUAAUGGAAGUCUGAUUGGAUUUUUCAAGGGUGCUAAAGGUCUUAGACAAGGUAAUCUUGAGUCUGUCUUGGGUAUCAUUACUGUCCUUAACUCUUUCUAUGAACUUUCUGGUCUUAAACUCAAUGCCCUCAAAAGUGAAAUCUUUACUGCUGGAAUUUCUGCCCAAGUUAUUGAUAAAAUUAUUUCUUAUUCGGGAUUCAAGCAUGGUCUUCUGCCUGUCAGACAUUUGGGAAUCCCUCUGGUAACAUGGAAGCUUUCUCCCAAAGACUGUCAGCCUCUCCUUGACAAAAUUUAUUCCAGACUUAACCAAUGGUCAAGGAUGAAACUUAGUUAUGCAGGUCGUAUUGAACUAGUUAAGACUGUUCUUUUCUCUGUUGCAAAUUUCUAG